Aethalodelphis obliquidens (Pacific white-sided dolphin) is the source of this 1101-nucleotide messenger RNA. It is a transcript of the gene FHIT, whose product is annotated as fragile histidine triad diadenosine triphosphatase. Gene Ontology annotation, cellular component: plasma membrane; nucleus; cytoplasm. The transcript is spliced from 10 exons. Gene Ontology annotation, molecular function: bis(5'-adenosyl)-triphosphatase activity; ubiquitin protein ligase binding. Lineage: Eukaryota; Metazoa; Chordata; Mammalia; Artiodactyla; Delphinidae. Gene Ontology annotation, biological process: purine nucleotide metabolic process; diadenosine triphosphate catabolic process; negative regulation of proteasomal ubiquitin-dependent protein catabolic process. The coding region runs from base 282 to 797 and encodes 171 amino acids. The record is from RefSeq and is a predicted model, not a curated record.
GUUCAGUGGAGAGGCUUUUUGCCCUCUGCUCCUGGGUCCCUCAGGCAGCCACUCCCGUGGGCACACGCCCGGGAACUGCUUCUGCCCCGCGCUCCCUCCCUCUGCCUUUCACUUCCCAGCUGCCAAGAUCUUGGAAGCUUUGAAGCGCAGCAAAGAAGGGAAAUCCAUUGAGAACAGUCUGUAAAGGUGGAUUUCCGUCAGAGCAGUAAAUCUUGGUGCAGAUCAAUUUUAGGUGUUGUAUCCCAGGACUGCCUGCUUGCCAAGACCCUCUGUAAAACUCCAUGCACCCUGCUGUUGAGCGCUCUGAGGAGGUAACAGUAUUCAGAAAGAAUUCAAACCGUGAGGAAAUGUCAUUCAGAUUCGGCCAACAUCUCAUCAAGCCCUCUGUGGUGUUUCUCAAAACAGAACUGUCCUUCGCCCUGGUGAACAGGAAACCUGUGGUACCUGGACAUGUCCUCGUGUGUCCCCUCCGGCCAGUGGAGCGCUUCCGAGACCUGCAUCCCGAUGAAGUGGCCGACCUGUUCCUGGCAGCACAGAGAGUCGGGACGGCAGUGGAAAAGCAUUUCCAGGGCACCUCUCUCACCUUUUCCGUGCAGGAUGGCCCCGAAGCCGGACAAACUGUGAAGCAUGUUCACAUCCACGUUCUCCCAAGGAAGGCUGGAGACUUUCGCAGGAAUGACAGCAUCUACGAUGAGCUCCAGACACAUGACAAAGAGAAGGAGGACUCCCCAGCCUUGUGGAGAUCGGAGGAGGAGAUGGCAGCCGAAGCCGCGGCGCUGCGGGGCUACUUUCAGUGACGCAGGCACCAAAGGAACUCAAACAAGUCCCAAGGCAUAAGGAAAUGGGGCUCGUGCUUUAGGACCCUGCGGCACUGAAACUGAAGCUAAGCAGACUUUAUUACAUCCUACAAUUCGACAACCUUUUGCAAAGCAUCUUAUUAUGCUUGUGGAAGCAAUCGGGGUUAUGUUUCAAUCGCAAUGACUGACAGGCUGCCUUCAAAACAACGGCACCCGUGGCCCUUCCACACUUCCUUGGCUAUGGACUUAGAACAGAACCUUUUCUAAGUUGCCCCUUGGCCUGGAUGGAAAUAAAAUGAUAGUU